AUGCAACGCAUUGUGAACAAAAAUAAGCAUAAGAUUGGUUGUUAUACAUGCAUUUACAAACAAGCUGCUAAAGAACAUGCCCUUUAUCGAAGCACAUGGAUCAGAGAACUAACAGCUGGCGAUACAUUGUCUGGUGGUUGCAUGUUUGGAAAUCCAUCAGUUCUGGAAUCUACUGAACUACAACAUCUUCAUCCUGCUUCUUGGUAUUGUGUUGCAUGGUACCCCAUAUAUCGUAUACCUAUUGGUAGUCUUCGUGCCGCCUUCCUCACUUAUCAUUCUCUGGGAAAUUUCAUUAGUCCUAGUAAUCCAGCAUAUGCUCCAGCUUCUUGUGAUGCUCUAGUUUCUCCAGUUGUAGGUUUGCAGACAUACAAUGAUAAGCGCGAGAAUUGGUUUAAACCGACGGAUAAGGGUUCAAAUGUCCUCCGUACUGGUACUAGUUCCUCCGAGUUAGUGAAAGAGAGGUUGAGGACGCUGAGGCAAACAGCUGCUGCAAUGUCAUGUGCUGUAGUUUCAAAGGGUGACUGCAAAUCUGCAAACAAACACCCAGAUUAUAAAUUCUUCAUGUCGCGGAGUGGGUAGAGGGCUGAGAUAGCUUCCUUUUCUUUUCUUUUUUUUCCAGUACUUCAACAUUCUCUGAAACUCAAACUGGCACCCAUUCUCUGAAACAUUUAUGCUUAAUAUCCUAGUUCGAACAAACUAUCUUUGGC
This is a messenger RNA of Zingiber officinale, 707 nucleotides long. RefSeq lists its product as uncharacterized. The record is from RefSeq and is a predicted model, not a curated record. The transcript has 4 exons. Lineage: Eukaryota; Viridiplantae; Streptophyta; Magnoliopsida; Zingiberales; Zingiberaceae. Bases 1 to 579 code for a protein of 192 amino acids.